Molecule: messenger RNA, 1596 nt
Organism: Archocentrus centrarchus (flier cichlid)
Lineage: Eukaryota; Metazoa; Chordata; Actinopteri; Cichliformes; Cichlidae
Product: zinc finger protein 708-like
Exons: 5
Coding region: 286-1482 (398 amino acids)
Biological process (GO): regulation of transcription by RNA polymerase II
Cellular component (GO): nucleus
Molecular function (GO): RNA polymerase II cis-regulatory region sequence-specific DNA binding; DNA-binding transcription activator activity, RNA polymerase II-specific
Source: RefSeq, a predicted model, not a curated record
AAGACGAGGAGGAAGGAGAAGCGCUCCAGGUUCGGUGUGCGGGUCCGGAUCAUCUAAAGUCAGUCGGUGCUGUGCAGCACACAGCAGUGGGCUUCAAACUGGACUUCAUAACAGUUCAUGAAGCAUAAAGGCUUUCUGCAGCGUCCACAUCACCAGAGACUGCAGAAUCAGGGAUCAGAUACUUUGUGUCCCAGCUGAGUAGCAGCAGGAGGAGGAGAGCCUGACGGAGCAGCAGAGGAACAUAUUCAUCCAUUUGGACUCAGCUCAGCCCCUGCAGAGGAAACAAUGAGCUCAACACAACAGGACCAACAUGGAGUGAGAAGUCAGCGCUCUCAGGAGGCCGACAAACCUCACAGAAGGAAGGGCGAGGAAAUCUACAGGUGCGAUGAGUGCGGGAAGCCUUUUACUGCAAAGAUUUUCCUAAAAAGACAUCAAGUCAUCCACACUGGAGAGAGUCCGUUUAGGUGUGAGCUGUGUGGGAAGUUUUUUUCCAAGGCUGGAAAUCUGACAAGACACCAACUCAUCCACAGUGGAGUUAAAGCAUUCAGAUGUGAUUUGUGUGGAAAGUCUUUUACUCAGAAGACUGACCUAAAAAGUCAUCAUCGAAUCCACAGUGGCGUUAAAGCGUACAGUUGUGAUCGGUGUGGGAAGUGUUUCACAAAGAAACAAAGCUUGGAAAAUCACAAGCUCCUCCACAGCGGAGUGAGACCUUACAGAUGUGAUCAGUGUGGCAGGACCUUCACUCGCAGGUACACCUUAAGGAAUCAUCUGGUUACCCACUCUGAAAUGAAGGCAUACAGCUGUGACAUCUGUGGAAAAACCUUCAGGCAGAUGGGAACUCUGAAUAAACACCAGCGCAUUCACACGGGACACAAUGUGUACUGCUGUGAUCAGUGUGGCAAACGGUUUGUCACAUACAACAACUUACACAUCCACAAGUUUACCCACACUGAGGAGAGACCUUAUAAAUGUGAGCUGUGUGAUAAGGCUUUUAAAAAUCCAGAUUACCUUAAAGUACACCAACAGAUCCACAGCAGGAAGUGCAGUCACUGCGAGAAGCAGAGCGACACAGAUGGCUCCAGUUCUCAGCCCUGUCAUCGCUGUGGUGGUGGGAAAGCGUUUCGCUGUGACAUUUGUGGAAAUAGUUUCAAGAAGAAAGCAGGCCUAACGCUGCAUCAACGUAGACACUCUGGACACAGACUGAGCUACUGCAAAGAAUGUGGGAAAAGCUUCCCCAUGCCAAGCGCUUUAAAACGCCAUGAACUCAUCCACAGUGGGGUUAAAAAGCACCUCUGUGAUCAGUGUGGGUCAUCCUUCAUUACUGCAAGUGACCUUAAGAAGCAUGAACGAGUCCACACAGGAGAGAAACCGUACCAGUGCAGACACUGUGAGAAGAGCUUCACACAUUCAAUUAAUCGUAACCGUCAUGAAUGCAGGCACACCGAGCAGACCCACAGCAUUGAGACCAAUCCCAUCUCAUAAUCAAGCUGUGGAGUCACUGAAACAGCAAGCUUCACUCAUAUUUAUUCUGUUAAAAAAAAAAAUUAGAACUUUUACUUAAUUUUGAUAUUAACAAUAAAAAAACACCUCAUUUUA